AGAAACCAAAUGAAGCUUGACCAUCACGCUUCUUUCAGAAAACUGCCUAUAAAAAUCAUGCUUUUACUCUCUCUCUCCUCCCCUUUCCGCUGCUCCUCCACAAGAAAUCCUCUAAACUCCGAUGAAUGGGAGACCCUAAAGCGCCGUCGUCGCCGUCUGCAUUACCGCCUGGUUGCCGAUUUUACCCGUCGGAGGAGCAACUCCUCUCCUACUACCUCCGCCGCAAGAACCACCACGAUUCGUUACCAUUACAAUCGUCGUCUUCUAAUUCUACUCCUUCAACGUCAAAUGCUGAUUUCUACGACGCAAUUAAGGAGAUCAAUCUUUACAAUUUCAACCCCUUUGAGCUUCCAGAAUUGACUUGUUUUAGCUUCGGGUAUAGGGGGAGGAAGCGGCAUUGGUAUUGCUACACAGAGAGGGUUAAUGGUGGCAUGGAGGAGAGAGAAAUUCGAAGGAGGGCUGGGUUUGGUUUUUGGAAGAGGAAAGGUAGGGUUAGGGAUGUUAUGGGAAAUGGCGGUAAUGUUAUUUUGGGUAGGAGGAAAUGCUUCAUUUUCUAUUUGGAGAAAUUGAGUGGUAGAACUGCUGUUAGGACUGAUUGGUUUAUGUAUGAGUAUGCCCUGAUCGACAGUGUUAAGGCCUCGUUUGUUGUGUGCCGAGUAUUUGUCAAAUCACGUGCUCCAAAAAGCAUUUCGGAGCAUGCUUUAAGUUCGUGUGCUGAAGCAAGUAUUACAACUGUACGUCAUAUUGGUAUUCAACACGAUGGAAGCACUCUAUCUGCUCUGGACGGAGAUAAAGCUCAUGGAUGCUACUAUCUUAAUGGUAAGAUUGCGGGUCAACCAACAGAUUUGAUUGAAGAGACAGAGCUCAACAUUCCGGUGAAAUUACCAGAUCAUGUUGACAGUGCUGACUUGUUGGUCAACUCUUUGACUCCUCGGCAUUUAGUAUCUAUCCUAGAAGGAGAUUUUAUAGAGUUGGAUGAUCUUCUCUGACAAGGCUGCAAUAUUGGAUUAUACGAGAUGAAACAAGUCAUCACACUAGUAAAUUUUGUUCAAGGAAAUUGAAAGUGUUGAUUUUCAAAUUUCAACCCUUCACAUUAUGCUGCUACUUGAAUUUCAAACAUUUGAGAUUGGUAUAGUCCGCAUUGAUGAACUCCAUCGUGGUAUUGCGGAAUUCAACCCCUGUAAACAACAGUAUAGAGUUGGUACUAUGUCCAAAUUAUCUAGGGAACAUUAUUAUCAAAAGCCAAGUCCGACAAUGUUGUGGCAGGAUGUGGCUACCUGUUAAAGAUUUUCUCUAUUCCCUUUGACAGGAAUCAUGGCACAUGCUAAUCGGGGUAUUACUCCCAAAUUUCCAAUUGUGGAGGAUCUUUCCUUGACGAAGCUUCUCAUUCGUCAAUGUACACUUUAGUUAAAUUUGUACUAGCUGCAGGUGGAAAUGCUUUUGAAAGUGAUAUUUAAAUUAAGCUUGGAUGGAAUUCACUUGUAAAAUUCAGCUUUCCAGUCUUAGUUGCCUAUGAGUUUAUUGUUUUAAGUGGCUUUGCUUGUAAGGCUCCAGUUGUGUGUUGGUUCUUCCUAGAAUUAUGGCAAUAGCUCUUCGCUGGAAUUUAUCACAAAUGCAUUCUAGAGUAAAUUAAUUUCUUUCUAUUA
Messenger RNA from Spinacia oleracea (spinach), 1646 nucleotides. Its product is annotated as NAC transcription factor 29. The record is from RefSeq and is a predicted model, not a curated record. The coding region runs from base 126 to 989 and encodes 287 amino acids. The transcript is spliced from 4 exons. Gene Ontology annotation, biological process: regulation of DNA-templated transcription. NCBI's taxonomy places the organism in Eukaryota, Viridiplantae, Streptophyta, Magnoliopsida, Caryophyllales, Amaranthaceae. Gene Ontology annotation, molecular function: DNA binding.